Messenger RNA from Anoplopoma fimbria (sablefish), 1112 nucleotides. RefSeq lists its product as uncharacterized. The record is from RefSeq and is a predicted model, not a curated record. The transcript is spliced from 2 exons. Lineage: Eukaryota; Metazoa; Chordata; Actinopteri; Perciformes; Anoplopomatidae. The coding region runs from base 164 to 751 and encodes 195 amino acids.
CACACACACACACACACACACACACUUUAGUCCCCUCCCUCUUUCUCACAGGAAGUGAAAUGUGAAACUAACUGAAAGACAGAAGAAAGAUCUCACGCGGGAGCUUUUUGGUAACUCUGAGGUCACAGGGGACUCCACUGCUGAAAACAAGGACUGCUGGAUAAUGGCUGCUCUCAAGGCUUUUCUCCCUCUUGCCGUCUGUCUCCUAAUGUGUCACCUUACUCUUGCUAUAAACGACGCUCCCUGCCAGCGUUCCAAAUGGAACAACGGCUUCAACACCUUCGUCAGUCGCCACAUUCGCCCCGGUACUCCUAAUAAUCUGGACCAGAAUGCGUGGGAGACCUACAUUAAGAAUAAUGGGGGCUGUUCCAGACCCACACAGUCGUUCCUGUCCCCAAGCUAUCUGGACAGAGUUAAGGCUGUCUGCACCAACAAGGGCGGGGUCAUACACAAGGACAACCUGUGCAUCAGCCGGGAGCCUUUCGAUUUUGUCACGGUGAGGAGUGAGCAGGGGACGUGCGGCAUCAGGAGUAUCCAACGGGAAACCAAAUAUCUGAUCCUGGCCUGUGAGGAGAUCGCCAACCAGUGCCUGCCGGUCCAUUUUGAGGGAAACCCUAAAAGUACAAGACCAGACAACAACGCCAGAGGCUGCCAGGAACCACACACCGGUGAUGAUGCUCCCAGCUUUAAAAUGACGUGGGUCUGGUUGUUAUCUGCUCUUCUUGUUAUUGUUUAUGGUUAUCAACGUUGAUUUGAGAAACUAGAUGGGACAAUGAGACUUCUGAACAAGAGAAAAAACUUAAUUUGAAAAGUGUUUGUUUUUCUAUCUAUAUUAUUCGUAAAUCAGCAAUGUAUCAACAAUAUAUUUUGAAAGGGAAAAACAUUUAUGUAAUGUGUAAUAUUCCACUAUUUCAUGACUGCUAAUCUGUCAGGUUCCAUCACUGGGAGUGAGUUACAGAAAUAAGUGCAUGAAUGGCGCAGAUGUGACACUGAAUUAAAUUCAAUGUUUAUUUUACAUUAAAAAGGCAUACAUUUAAUUGCUGUAUAAAAUGGAUUCAAUUAAAGUUUUUUAAUUUAUAAUAUGAUUAAAUAGACAAGAAAUUGGAAAUUCA